CAAUUAAAACGAAGUUGACAACAGGUGCUUGUUCAAUCACGUGAUUUCAUGUUGAGCACAUGAUCUCAAAAUGACAGACCAGUCUCAGAGGGAGUGUCUUUUGUUUUUAGGAAAACUUGACUCUAAGCAGACCAAACGUGUCCUUCACAGCAUUGUUGAUGGUAUAUGUAAACUUGGGCGAGCAAUCUAUCAAGAGUAUGGAGAAGUGUUUACACUUCCAGAGUGGUGGAAUUUGUCUGAUGCCUAUACAGGACUUGUAAAACAGAUUGUUAAAGAAGAUACUACAAAGGAUCAGAUAUUGGAGAUAUUGUCAGAUUUACCUGAUGGACAUAAACAGAUAGUGUUAGACGUGCUAAGUGUACGGAGAGAUGAUGUACGACAGUCAUUAAAAACAGAAACCAGUUCUAUAUCAGAUGCAGUUCUCACUGACUUUGACUGGCAGGUUAAGUUGGCCUUAUCAAGUGAUAAGAUAGCCUCUGUCCAAGAACCCAUUACAUCAUUAGACUUAGAUGUCCAAAGUCAACAAGGCCAGAAAAUACAUUCCAUAGAGUUAAACAGAGAAGAUCUUAAAAAGUUAAUCACAAGUUUAGAAGGUGCAAAUAAGGUUGUUCAACAGUUAAAGAGCUGAUGUAAGCUAACAGUGAUGAUACUUAAUGAUGAAAGAUGAUUUCCUGCUACGAGUAACAGUGCAAUUUUAUGACAUACUGAUAGGGACCAUAUGGUUUUAUAUCCUAAAAUGACAGUUGUAUGAUUAGUUUGAUUUUUACAUAAAAAAAUGUAGUAUAUACUUAAGAGAUUGGUAAUAUU
Messenger RNA from Mytilus trossulus (common blue mussel), 807 nucleotides. RefSeq names its product COMM domain-containing protein 8-like. The transcript is spliced from 5 exons. The record is from RefSeq and is a predicted model, not a curated record. NCBI's taxonomy places the organism in Eukaryota, Metazoa, Mollusca, Bivalvia, Mytilida, Mytilidae. Bases 71 to 628 code for a protein of 185 amino acids.